AUGGCGUCCCCAGUCAACCGCAGCAGCUCCAACGACUUGUCCAAUGGAGGUGGCGGUGGCGGCGGUGGUGGUGGAGGAGACACCGUCAUCGCGCAGUAUCUGGCGACCAAAGUGGCGUGGUGGGCCACGUACCCGCGCAUCCUCGUGGUCACGCAGUCCACACUCAGCACGUACAACCCGGAGACGUUCCAGUGCACCAACCAGUGGGAGAUCGCGGACAUCGAGGACGUCGACAUCUCCCCAGCAGCAGCGGGCAACCAGUUCGUGCUGAGGCUCGAGAAGUCCCGCUUCCGCUCGGCCAAGCUCAAGUUCGCCUGCUCUGCUAGGGGCCACCUGCUGUCCUUACUGGCGAGGCUGCGGCGCCAGGCUCAGGGGAAGGCGCUGCUGUACCGCGUCGUGAGUCCGCGGCGGCUGCACUUCCGCUGCAUCGAGCAGUUCGCCAACGCGUCGCACAAGCUGCUGUUCCUGCAGGUGACAGUGUCCAGCGUCGUGUUCCUGGACGAGUGCGGCCGUCGCGUGCAGAUCCUGCCCUUCCUGUACCUGCGUAAGGUGGCCUUCUCGUCGGCGCACAGCGAGGGGAUGGUGCUAUCCACCGCCUUCCACGACCGGUUCUUCCUCUGUGGAGAGCGUCACGAGUGUCUGAACGAGAUCGUGGCCGCGGCGAACGAUGCCGGCGUGGAGCUCUACAAGACGUCGAGUCCCAUCACUGCGCUGCAGCUCCGACUGCAGAACACGCAGGUGCUGGAUCGCGCCUCGGUCAUCCGAUUCGACGUCAAGAAGGCCAGGAACACGGAGGGCAACGGCGACGCUGCGCCUGCGAGUGACGGCAGCGAUGGCGCCAAGAAGGCGUACAAGAAGAUCCAGUUGAUCCUGCAGGGAGACGCCGUUGUGGAGAUGCACCGCUCCAUGCGCACAGUUGUCGCUCGUCCGUACAGCGCGUUGCUUGCCAUUGUUCGCCCCGACUGGGACCCGAGGACGCUCGUGCUGGAGUUCAAGCAGGAGGACACGCUGGUGCUGGACGUCGAAGGCCGCGACCAGCUCGUCACGCUGCUGCUGCUCGUGUGCAGGGAGGCAGGACACCACAACGUCAUGCUGAUCUCCUCAGGACUCAACUACUGCUGGUUCUACCACCCUCACUCCGCUGACACUGCCGUAGGGGAUGACAGCAGCUUGGCAGGAGCGUCGAUGGAGACUUUUUUGCUGAGGAGGAUCACGCAGACGGGGGUUCGACCGGACGACAACAACGGCGGACGAAGCCGAGGAAACAGCGUGUGGUCCCCGCGUAGGCGACGCGGAGCGAGUGUGUCGACGCCCAGGGGCUCGCAAGGGAACAACGACACGCCUCGGUCUACUGACUCCGACUCAAGUGCUCGUGGAGGCUGGUUCCAACGUCGAAUUAAGGAGAAGCGUUCUACUGAACCCCACUACGAAACGCGCAACUCCAUCGACUCGGGUCUGUCCAUGAACGAGAGCGUGAGCAUCACUAUUGCGAUGGAGGAGCUCAACGCCAAUCUGCCACUGGAUGAACUCACGCGCAGCGGUCCGGGCCAAAUUAAAGUGGUCAACAAAGCACUGGAGCUUGUGUUCGAGCACUUCGUGACGUUGAUAGCCUCUCUCCGACGAUACGGAGACACCACAAGCUCGGAGCUGAUCACCACGUUGCAAGCACUCGUGCGCUUGUAUCAUCAUCCAGACGCGUGCUUCACUGACGAGACGGUGAGAUCCCCUAUCCCCCGAGUAUUUGAUGCCGUCCACGAGCUCAUUCUCCAGCAAGAUGUGCUCACUUGCUACUGGUGUCUGAGGUUGUUGCAGUGCUUCUUGGGCGUACGGACGCCAAACACUGCAGCCAACUAUAACGCUGCUGGAGACCAGCGCGCCAAGAUGAUCCAGCAUUUCGUGCACAACGGAACGCUUCAACACGCCAUCGUCGACUUGAUCCCAGCCUCGUUCGCUGUAUCAAACACCUCUUCCUUCAUGGCGAACUCGUCCACCAUCGGAGAGGCGUUCUGGAUGGCUGACCCGGAUGCUGUGCAGACGCCACCUUCCAGUCUCUCGUCGUCGCAGUCUUCGAUCCUGUGCACGAAGGAGGCUCGAGUGCAGAGCGAGAUCAACGUCGUGUUUUACGAAACGCUGUUGACGCUGCACCACUUGCUCAUGUACUUGAAAAGCUCCGCCAAGAUGCAGCGCGCGUCACGAGAUCGGCAAAACUACAUCGCAGCAGGAAAUCGACAGAUUCAACACGGCAGCUACAGCGACGUACCAGCUGAGAAACACACUGACGCACUUGCAGGUAAAUUGCUGGAGAAAUAUCGAUUCCUGAUGGACUCCAUCGUCGACGUUCGUCUCGUCCGGAUGGCUGAGACGUCCGUGGCGCUCGUUCAGUUUGUACUGAAUCACUUUGCGACCAAGACGACUGCUAGUCAGCUGCGGUUGGGACUAAGCGACAACCAGCUCUCUCACGCGAGCAGUGGGGGGUUCUAUGACUCGCGAAAGAGGCGGUUGGGUGCGCUUGGAUCAUUUCUUGACGACUAUCGCGCUGUGACCGAGAGCAGAGCGGAGACUCGAUCGCUGCUGUUUGGUAGCGAGAGAACCAUUGAAAUGCCGCUCAACACCUUCAGCUACGCCACCACGGAGUGCACCAACGCGGCCAUGGAGAGACUACUGAACCCUGGAAUGACAAACCGUCUCGGGACAGUUCUGUCGAACGGAUCAAUGAGACUCGAGUAUCUGGACCCCAGCGAGCCGCCGAGUUCCGUUCGUGAUGAAGAUAUCUACAUGAAGCCUCUCGAGCCGGAGAUCAAGAAGAAACCAUCGCAAAAGGAGAUCCACCCAGCUCCACCAAGACAGUUGAAGUACAAGAAGCCCUCGCUGGAGCCACACAAGCACGACACUUAUGACAGCCUUGCCCCGGGCAACAAUACCCAAGUGUACCAGCCGUCACUACCAUCGUCCGUGGAGCGUUUAGUGGGCCAGACAAGCCCCACACGCUCCAUACGCAGCGAUGUCGGGGCAAACCUCCUCAAAAGCGACGACGAAGACGACACGUUCGGCCCAUUGCUGCAUAGUGAUCACGUUUCAACUGCGGCACGGUCACCACGCGCUAUCCGCAAAGCGUUCCAGGCCUCGGUGGGGGCACGACGAACCGCAAACGAAUGUGACGCCUGCAUCGGAUGCAACGACGUGUGCACGAACGAGAAGUGCUUCUUCUGUGCGGAGAAGGAGUACCAACUGAAGGUCGCGUUCGCCGGGUCUUCCGUUGCUACUGGACCCACAGUGCGCCAAGCAGCGUGGCAACAUCGAGCACCGUCGUCGGUCGAAAGCUCCUUCAAUGUUGAACGGGAGUACUCGUCCUGUGAGAUGAAGCGGCACCAGACCCAACGAACGUGCUGGAUCCGUGUAGACGACAGCGUAUACGACGUGACUGACUUGCUUGGAGUACAUCCUGGUGGGGCACAGGUGUUGCUCGAGGCAGCACAACACGGCGGAGACUGUGGUCCCAUUCUGAAGACUCACCCACCUGCUGCCCGGGAGAUGCUCACGCAGUAUCGACUAGGUUGCUACAACGAGUGCAACAAGUGCUGA
Molecule: messenger RNA, 3582 nt
Organism: Phytophthora sojae
Lineage: Eukaryota; Oomycota; Peronosporomycetes; Peronosporales; Peronosporaceae
Exons: 2
Coding region: 1-3582 (1193 amino acids)
Biological process (GO): regulation of early endosome to late endosome transport; endosome organization; receptor-mediated endocytosis
Cellular component (GO): endosome membrane
Source: RefSeq, a predicted model, not a curated record